Molecule: messenger RNA, 1403 nt
Organism: Raphanus sativus (radish)
Lineage: Eukaryota; Viridiplantae; Streptophyta; Magnoliopsida; Brassicales; Brassicaceae
Product: squamosa promoter-binding-like protein 6
Cellular component (GO): nucleus
Molecular function (GO): DNA binding
Source: RefSeq, a predicted model, not a curated record
CCCUUCGACUUUUUCUUAUAUUUUCUCUCCAAAAACUCUCUUGGCUUCAACAGAGUUCCCCUGUUUCUCUCUGUAUCUCUGUUCUUCUUAUAACCGUUUUGCUGAUGGAUUCUUGGAGCUAUGGGGACAAGUGUUUUCUUGCCUAAUGAAAUCUCCCCUUCCACCUUCUGAUUCCUUUCCUGAGAAUCCAAGAUCCAUGUCUCUGGGACUCUCUAAUGAGUUUGACAAGGAUGAUGUUAAUGGAUUCAGUGCUCUUUCUUCCAGUUUGUGGAUGGAUGAGAACCUGUCUUCUUCUUCUUCAAACUUGUCUAGGCUAGAUUUCAAACUUAGGAGCUUUAUGGAUUACGGGAACUAUGAUGGUAGAGACUUUACUCUUGCGGCUAAAAAGCCUCGAGCUUCAAGCUCUCCUUUGUGUCAAGUCUAUGGUUGCAAUAUGGAUCUCAGCUCUUCUAAAGAUUACCACAAAAGGCAUAGAGUUUGCGAGACUCACUCAAAGUCUUCUAUGGUUAUAGUUAACGGUAUUGAACAGAGGUUCUGCCAACAGUGCAGCAGGUUUCAUUUCCUCUCAGAGUUUGAUGAUGGGAAAAGAAGUUGCAGAAGACGAUUAGCAGGUCACAAUGAGCGAAGAAGGAAGCCUUCUUUCUAUUUCCUACCAGGUAAGCAGCAGAAGAACCGGCAUAAGCUUGUUCCUCAAGGUAACAAGUUUCCUGGUAGUUUCUUGUACAGAGUGAUGGAUGAGCAAGACCACCACCGUGCAAGUAGACUCGUGAGUUUCAAAGACGAACCUACUUGUGGUGCUCACUCUCAUCUGUCAGCUCACUCCCAACAACACGUCUCCUGAAAUCCAAACAAAAUUUUCUCAAUUACUCAACCAAACAAAACUUUCAGUCACUCAACAAUAAGCUAUCAUCACAUGCAACCACCGUUGAGGACAGAUCUUGGCAAGACCAAAACUAGUACUUCAUCAUCCACAGUUGAUCUGAUGCAACUGUCAUUGCAUCUUAGAAGAAUCGAGCAACAACAAAGGAGUUUCACUGGUGAUGUGAAGCAGGAAUAUAAUAAUGAGCUUUAUUUUCCCUAGCUCCUAACAUAAAAGGUUACAACAUUCUUAUUUCUAUAAGACCGGCUUGAGAAGGAUAAGGCAAAUCUAAGGCUGCAUGGUUUGUUUAGUUUCUGAGAUGGUUAGAUUAGUAGAAUAAAGAUUUAAGUAUGGUUACAACUUACAAGUGUUUUUGUAACUGAUCUUGUUUAUUAUUAUUAGUCACCAGUCUGAAAAAAAAUAAUUUGAUUCAGAUAUCUAUAUGCCUGCUUAUUUCACAGUGUUUCAGUCUUUUUGUUUAUUGUUAUUUUCAGACAGUUUGUAUAUAACGAUGUGAUGAAUAUUCGCUGUAAAAGUUAAUUUG